Molecule: messenger RNA, 597 nt
Organism: Zerene cesonia (dogface butterfly)
Lineage: Eukaryota; Metazoa; Arthropoda; Insecta; Lepidoptera; Pieridae
Exons: 1
Coding region: 307-597 (96 amino acids)
Source: RefSeq, a predicted model, not a curated record
AUUUCACCUGUGGGCACCCCGUAGUAUUAUACCUACAUCGAACUAUGAACUAAUUACAGUUCAAUGGUAUCAUACUACUCUGGCAGCGUCGCGUCUAAGGACUUCUUCAUGGCGCGUACCAUAUAUAAGUGUAUAAUCUAUGGCGCGUUCUAUCUCUGAAAUCAGAAAUGUGUCAUUAUUUUUGACUUUAACUUAGAGGUUAUGUUUUGAAAAUUACAUAAACCAUAACUGUUUUCACAUAAUUUUAGCAAGGUGUUUGCCGUUGCACUGUUUUUUUUUAUGAACAGUCUAGUUUAAUAACACACAAUGAUAUAUCGGUGGUGGCAUCAAUUUGUUCGUAAACGGACAAAACCGAUACCUGAAGAUAUUGCACAAAUAUGGAAGACCCGAUUGAGUUUUGCUUACGGUUUUUUUGCAUGGAAUGCUUUUGGAUUAAUGGUUUAUUGUCUCUAUCAAGGGAAAGCAGAUUGGGCGCAUUACUAUGGCUUAAAAAGCGACGAAGAGAAAUCUAUGUCUCCAGGUUUGUAUAUUUUGUAUAAUCUUAUAGUACUGAAAAUCAUGUGUGAUUUAAUUUGGGAUAGAGGUCCAUCCAGAUAG